Messenger RNA from Closterium sp. NIES-65, 1947 nucleotides. NCBI's taxonomy places the organism in Eukaryota, Viridiplantae, Streptophyta, Zygnematophyceae, Desmidiales, Closteriaceae. The record is from the annotation of a GenBank genome assembly.
AUGGAAAGGGCCAAUCAUUCUACGCCACGUGGCGUGGAUCAACACCACAUCCACACGAACCGUGUAAUCAUUCGCGAACGGCUUCGCGAAUGGAAGAAUCGCGUCAAGUGUCGCGCACAGGGGUUGUACGCGUCGGGUUACCACAACGGUUACGGAUCUGCUCCCUACGGCUCCCUUCAAGCGUCCGUCGCGGCGGGCGGCGGCCGCAAGGCGGCGAUGGCGACGGCGGCGGCUGCGGCGACGUCGUCGCUGGCGGCGGUGCGCGUGUUCAAAGGCAACAGCGUGCUCGCGCAAUUCAAGGCGCGAUUCACGGCGCGAUUUGCGGAGGGGCCGGUGGGACUUCUGACUGACACGGCGGAUGCGCAACGUGCAGCAGGAGAGGCGUUGACAGCAACAAGGAUAGAGGCGACGGGCGAGCUUGGGGAGAGAGGCGAGGCGGAGGGGGUGGGCGGGGGGAGCGGGGCAGAUGGGGCGAGGCAAGCGGUGGUGGUGGGGGGGUUAGGGGCGGGCGAGGAGCAGCAGAGCGCGGCAGUGCGCAUGGCGCAGGCAGUGCUGCUGCCUGCCCUGGGCGCUGUAUCACACGCCUUCAUGCACGGUCUCAACCGCACUGAGGUGAUCGGCGCUCACAAGCUCACCAACGCCAUCGCCCACCGACCUCCCGGCACGCCUCUCCUCACGGUGGCCAAUCACGUGGCAGCAAUGGACGACCCGCUGGUCAUGGCAGCAGUGGUGCCGCCAUCCCUCAUGCUCGCCCGCCCCGCCUCUCUCCGCUGGACCCUCUGUGCCUCCGACCGCUGCUUCUCCUCGCCUCUCCUCUCCGCCUUCUUCACCUCACUGCGGGCGUUACCAGUGGAGCGGGGAGGGGGAAUCCAGCAGCCAGUGAGUGGGAGUUGGGAUUGGACUGGGGGGACUUGUUGUGUGGACCUCCCUCCCGCGUUCUUUCUUCUCCACUCCUCUGCACGCCAUGCACCUCCCUCCCCUCUCCCCCUCCAACCCCCUCGGAACUCUCUUUCCCUCACCUCCCGCCCCACUCCGCCUGAGGCUGUCGGACCUCUUUCCCUCUCUUCGCACACCUUUAUCCUCCUGCAGGGCAUGGUAGCAGCGGCACAGCAGCUGAGCAACGGCGGGUGGGUGCACAUCUUCCCCGAGGGCACUCGCUCGCUGGAUGGCGGCCGCACCGUUGGCCCCAUGCGCCGAGGCGUGGCGUGGCUGGCAGCGCAGUGCACUGUGCCUCCCCUCAUCAUCCCGGUGGUGCAUGUCGGCAUGCACCGCGUGCAAGCUAGAGGACAAACGCUGCCAGCCGUAGGCCAACGGGUGGCAGUGAUGGUGGGCGAUCCAAUCGACAUCUCUGAUCUGCUGCACUCGUACCGGGCGGAGCUUCAGCGCCUGCACUCCACCCUGCUGGCGCAUGAGCAGCACUCUCUUGAGGGGCGUGUGGCUGAUAGUGAGAUAGCAGCACCGAUGGGUGGGGCAGGGGCAGGAGUGAUGGUGGGUGGUGUGGACAAUGCAGGGGGUGCUAGGGACCUUCGCAGUGACGUCUAUGCGGCUUCCGAUCAAACUGUUUCUGAGAGCAGAGUGGAGGGCGCUGGGCUUGAGUUGAGUGAGCCACAUCACCCACACUGGCAGUUACACCUCACUGACAGUCGCGUUUCGCAUUGGCCCUUCCCUCUUGCUGCCCAUCCCCUCGGCUGUUUGGAGAGCCACAGAUGGCAUUCCCUCACACUCGCCUCCCCCUUGGCUGAUGCUUCUCCCCCUGGUGGCAGCAGCAGCAGCAGGGUUGGUGCUACUGGCCUGUUGCACUCCCAGUGGGCAGCAGCAGCAGCAGCAGCGGGGGAGGCAGUGGUGAGGCAGCAGGAGGCGGAGAGGGUGGCACUGCUGUUUGGCUUUGCUGCUCGCUGUGCCAUGGGAGGGGGGCAGUGGCGGCAAGAGGAGGCAUUGGUGAUGUGA